Messenger RNA from Dinoponera quadriceps, 535 nucleotides. RefSeq names its product cytochrome b-c1 complex subunit 6, mitochondrial (gene UQCR-11). The record is from RefSeq and is a predicted model, not a curated record. The coding region runs from base 144 to 416 and encodes 90 amino acids. Lineage: Eukaryota; Metazoa; Arthropoda; Insecta; Hymenoptera; Formicidae. Gene Ontology annotation, biological process: mitochondrial electron transport, ubiquinol to cytochrome c. The transcript is spliced from 2 exons.
UUCGAACGUACCCAGCCGCAUCGGCGCACUUCGUAGCGCUCGAUCGGCUAUUCUCUCAUCCAUUCGUGGUUAUCUUGAGGAGUUUUUGUCAAACGGUAGUUCAGUGCUGGUUGAUCUUUGAAGGAGAUAUUCUCACUGAAAACAUGUCGUUCAUACAGGAUUUUUUCAAACGUCAGGUACCGGUAGUUAAAGCCGAAGAGGAAGAAGAGCCAGAAUUGGUGGAUCCACAGAAAGUGCUUCGUGAGGAGUGCGCUAAACUAGCAAAAUGCGUCAGCUUUCAAGAGAAACUGAACACAUGUAAUGACCGUGUGAAUUCCCGAUCCAACACAGAGGAAAUUUGCCUAGAGGAGCUUAUCGAUUAUGUGGAAUGUGUAGAUCACUGUGUUGCAAAAACUCUGCUCAGCAAACUCAAGUAAUUUCCUGCGAUACUCCCAGGGAGGAGUCAACUGUUGUCCACAAUGUUAUAGCCUAAUCUCUCCCAAUCAUUGUAUAUAUACAUAUAUCCAAUAUUAGAAAUAAAAGAUAAACCCACAGA